UUCACCACAUCGCUCGGGUGUCGUGUCGUGUAUGCACUUUUCGUGUUUUUGUUAUUUCGGAAAUUUGUAUCUCCCUUGCAAAAUAUGCUCAUUGUGCGAGCAUAAUUGUACUAAACGGGUUCGUGAAGUUAUACUGGAUAUUAGCGAUAAGAGGAAAGUAUAGAAAACAAGUGGACAAGCUGUUCGGAGAAAGGAUCCAAUGGACUCGAUGAAUAUCAAAAUGGAGGUGCCGGAACUGCAACUUCCGGAUCACAUCUCGCAACUGGGCGAGGAUGGGCUGGGAAUCAUCUCCAAUUCGGAGUUCCUUGCCAAUGGUAACGGGCUGUUUCUGGGCGAAACGGAUGACGGCGAUGACGACGAUGAUACCAUUGUAGUGCAUAUGGAUCUGCGGGAGAAUCUAUCGACGUUGAGGGGUCUGGUGGAACAGCGUAUCGGAGUGUCGUUGAAGCAUUAUGAAUUUUGGCUGCAGGAUACUCAGAUGUUGGAAUCGCACAAGAAUCUGGUCGAUCAGUGUGUCCAAGGGGAGGGAUUGGUUCAGAUUAACGUUCAGGUUCAGACGGCUAAACGGAGGAUCAACAUUGCCGAUGUGCUGAAACCGACGGAUGAGGUGCUGGAGAGCUAUCAACAGGAACUGGAAUUGGCGGCUGCUCAGGCUGCCGCAGCAGCACAGGCAGCAGUGGCGGCCGCUGCUGCAGCUUCCAUCACCACCAACGCGGAAACCAAUUCUUCUGCUCCACAACAGGACCCUUCCGCAGCCCCGUCACCGACGGCAGCUAGCGUUUCCAACGAUUCAGCUCCGGCACCCAAAAUACCGCUGCAGACUACGAAGGAAGAGCUGGAGACGGCUUCUGCGGUGGCUGCCAUCAUAAAUUCCGCUAAUGCUGAAGCAAACGCCGAAAAAGUGGUUACACCGACCACCACGGCAGUAGCCACGGUACCGGUGACGACUACCACAACCACGGUCACGAAUGGCACGGUGUCUGCAAAAUCUACACCGCCGAUGAUGGAUUCUCCCACGAUCAUCGAUGACGAUGAUGACGACGACGAUAUGAUGGGGGACGGAGGUCAGUCGGCCCUGCGCUGGGUUUGCGAUACGAACUUCAAGCGCGAUCAGCAACGGUUGAACAUUCCGGACGAUCCGGUCGAGUGGACCGUGGCACAGGUCAAGCACUGGAUCCAAUGGGCGGUGAAAAUAUUCCAGCUGACUAGUAUCAAGCUGCAGGAUUGGAGCAUCAGUGGGAAAGAGCUGUGCGACAUGGAUCAUGCUGAGUUCAAACAGAAGGUUCCGAGCGAUCCGGGCGAUCUGUUCUGGACGCACUUGGAGCUGCUGCGAAAAUGCAAAUUUGUAGCCGUCGUGCAGAAGCAUGGUGAUGGGGACGAGUACGACGAGAUGGCCAUUUUACGGAAGGUUCCGAGGAACAGUUUGGCAAACGAAAGCUACUGCGGCAAUCGAAGCGGCAACAAUGGGCAAAUUCAGCUGUGGCAGUUCUUGCUGGAGAUUCUCACCGAUAAGGAACAUCAGGGAAUCAUUCAGUGGAUCGGAAGGGAAGGAGAAUUCAAGCUAUGCAAUCCGGAACUGGUUGCCCAACUGUGGGGCGAACGGAAGAACAAACCGACGAUGAACUACGAGAAGCUGUCGCGUGCUCUUCGCUACUACUACGACGGAGAUAUGAUCUCCAAGGUGCAUGGCAAGCGGUUCGUGUACAAGUUUGUGUGCGAUCUUCGGGAACUGAUCGGAUACAACGCUUCCGAGCUGGCCAACCUGGUCCAGGAUGGAGUAUCGUAUGUCAGCAGCAACCAGUUUGACAGUUACGACCGGGACUGCGACUAGGAUUAGUCUUUAAUUUCUUUUUGAUAUUGAAUUUAUGACAUUUGAUUUAUGAUAACUAAAAGUUUACUGUAACGUUGAAUUGAAUUUAUUAACGAUGUUUAAGAUUAUCACUCUUGCUUAUUAUAUAUUCUUAUAUAUGCAUUGAAUAAACGAUUAUACAAAACCUAGCUACAAAUGUUGAAGAUGUU
Ochlerotatus camptorhynchus is the source of this 2019-nucleotide messenger RNA. RefSeq names its product DNA-binding protein Ets97D (gene Ets97D). Gene Ontology annotation, biological process: cell differentiation; regulation of transcription by RNA polymerase II. Gene Ontology annotation, cellular component: nucleus. Lineage: Eukaryota; Metazoa; Arthropoda; Insecta; Diptera; Culicidae. The transcript is spliced from 4 exons. Gene Ontology annotation, molecular function: DNA-binding transcription factor activity, RNA polymerase II-specific; sequence-specific DNA binding. The coding region runs from base 200 to 1831 and encodes 543 amino acids. The record is from RefSeq and is a predicted model, not a curated record.